AUGCCGCAGGGCCCGGAGACCCCGGUGCAGGUGUGGGUGGGCAGCCAACUCUUCCAGGCAGACCGGGCCCUGCUAGUGGAGCACUGCGGCUUCUUCCGCGGCCUCUUCCGCUCGGGCAUGCGGGAGGCGCGCGCUGCCGAGGUGCACCUGGGCGCGCUGAGCCCGGACGGCUUCCGCACCACGCUGCGGGUGCUGCGCGGAGAGCGUCCAGCGCUGGCGGCUGCCGACGAGCUGCUGCAGGCCGUGGAGUGCGCCGCCUUCCUGCAGGCGCCGGCGCUGGCGCGCUUCCUAGAGCACAGCCUCACGUCGGAGAACUGCGCGCUGCUGUGCGACGCGGCCGCAGCCUUCGGCCUGCACGACGUCUUCCACAGCGCCGCGCUCUUCAUCCGCGACGGCGCCCGCGAGCUGGCGGCCGAGCUGGCGCUGCCCGAGGCCCGCACCUACGUGGCGGCUCUGCGGCCCAGCAGCUACGUGGCCGUGAGCACACAUGCGCCGGCGCCCGGCUUCCUGGAGGACCCUUCGCGCACCAUGUGCUACCUGGAUGAGGAGGAGGACACCUGGCGGACGCUGGCCGCGCUGCCCCUGGAGGCCAGCACGCUCCUGGCCGGCGUGGCCACGCUGGGCAACAAGCUCUACAUUGUGGGGGGUGUGCGGGGCCCCAACAAGGAGGUGGUGGACCUGGGCUUCUGCUACGACCCCGACGGCGGAACGUGGCGCGAGUUCCCCAGCCCCCACCAGCCGCGCUACGACACGGCGCUGGCCGGCUUCGAGGGCCACCUCUACGCCAUCGGGGGGGAGUUCCAGAGGACAGCUAUGAGCUCAGUGGAGCGCUACGACCCGGCCUCGGGCUGCUGGAGCUUCAUGGCCGACUUGCCGCAGCCAGCUGCCGGCGUACCCUGCGCACAUGCCCGCGGCCGCCUCUUCGUGUGUCUGUGGCAGCCGGCAGACACGACGGCCGUAGUGGAGUACGCUGUGCGGGCUGAUGAGUGGCUGCCCGUGGCCGAGCUGCGGCGCCCGCAGAGCUACGGCCACUGCAUGGUGGCCCACCGCGACAGCCUCUACGUGGUGCGUAACGGACCUAAGGAUGACUUCCUGCACUGCGCCAUCGACUGCCUCAACCUAGCCACGGGCCAGUGGACAGCGCUGCCCGGUCAGUUCGUCAACAGCAAAGGCGCGCUCUUCACUGCCGUGGUGCGCGGCGACACCGUCUAUACGGUCAACCGCGUGUUCACCCUGCUCUAUGCCAUUGAGGGCGGCUCCUGGCGUUUGCUUAGGGAGAAGGCCGGCUUCCCACGGCCCGGUUCCUUGCAGACCUUUCUCCUGAGGCUGCCUCCCGGUGCCCGGGGGCCUGUGGCCUCAACAACACCAGAACUGUGAUCCUUAGGCUGGACUUUUCGGACUAGAUGCCCAGAGCCU
This is a messenger RNA of Budorcas taxicolor (takin), 1416 nucleotides long. It is a transcript of the gene KBTBD13, whose product is annotated as kelch repeat and BTB domain containing 13. The record is from RefSeq and is a predicted model, not a curated record. The transcript has a single exon. The coding region runs from base 1 to 1377 and encodes 458 amino acids. Gene Ontology annotation, molecular function: protein binding. Lineage: Eukaryota; Metazoa; Chordata; Mammalia; Artiodactyla; Bovidae.